AUGGGUUGCUCAUUCAGUUGCUCAAUUAAUGGUGAUUUGCCGGAGGAUGAAAACGAUCCAUUUCUGCUAGACAGAAAGGCCAAUGAUGCAAUCGAGCAGAAUCUUAAUUUGGAGAAGCAAAAGGGUAAGAAUGAAACCAAGCUGUUGUUGCUUGGUGCGGGUGAGUCUGGUAAGUCUACGGUUCUAAAGCAAUUAAAAUUAUUGCACCAAGGAGGGUUUACUCAUGAGGAAAGACAGCGGUAUAGUCAAGUGAUUUGGGCAGAUGCUAUACAGUCCAUGAAGAUAUUAAUUAUUCAAGCCAGAAAGUUAGGGGUUCCGUUAGAUUGUGAUAAUCCCGAGAAGAAUAGGCGGUUAUUUGAAUGCAAGAGGCUAAUACUUCAGGCGAAGGCAUUGGAUCACAUCGAUGCCAGUGUAGCUGGUGGGCCUGAAUUUCUGAAUGACUAUGUGUUGAAGUAUUCUGAGCGUAGUGAGAACAAGCGUCGUGUGCAGAGUACUGGGAGGGCAGAAGCAUUUAAUCCGGAUGUUCCUGAAGCGAGCCAAGAUAAAGGUAUUGACUUACAAGAGGUAUCGAUGGGACUAAAUGAGCAAAACGGAGACAGCGAUUCUUCGGGUUUGUUUAUGAAACCCCAAACCACACAACAAAGUUCUGUUAAACAUGUUUCAAACGAACAGAUAGCCCAUGCGAUUAGGCAACUAUGGGACCACGACAAGGGCAUAAGACAGUGUUUUGCUCGUUCCAAUGAGUUCCAACUUGAGGGCUCCGCCGCUUAUUAUUUCGACAACAUCGAAAAAUUCGCCCAGCCUCACUACGUCAGCACAGAUGACGACAUCUUAAAAGGCCGUAUCAAAACAACAGGAAUCACAGAGACACAAUUCACAAUUGGAUCAAACAAAUUCAACGUAUUAGAUGCAGGCGGGCAGCGAUCUGAAAGAAAAAAAUGGAUCCAUUGUUUUCAAGACAUCACGGCCGUCCUAUUCGUGCUUGCCGUGAGCGAAUAUGACCAAAUGCUGUUCGAAGAUGAACGUGUGAAUCGUAUGCAUGAAGCUAUUAUGCUCUUUGACUCAUUAUUGAAUUCAAAGUGGUUCUACAACACCCCUUUUAUCCUGUUCCUGAAUAAAGUCGACAUAUUUGAGGAUAAAAUAAAACGCUCUCCGAUCAGGCAAACUUUCCCCGACUAUCCAGGGAGAGUAGGCGACGCUGAAACUGGUUUGAAGUACUUCGAACGUAUAUUCCUCUCCCUAAACCGUAGCAAGAAACCCAUCUAUGUCCAUAGAACAUGUGCCACUGACACCCGUUCAAUGAAGUUCGUGCUGAGCGCUGUCACCGACCUCAUCGUACAACAGAACCUCAAGAAAAGCGGUUUCUUGUGA
This is a messenger RNA of Eremothecium cymbalariae DBVPG#7215, 1371 nucleotides long. It is a transcript of the gene GPA1, whose product is annotated as guanine nucleotide-binding protein subunit alpha. The transcript has a single exon. Gene Ontology annotation, biological process: G protein-coupled receptor signaling pathway. The record is from RefSeq and is a predicted model, not a curated record. Lineage: Eukaryota; Fungi; Ascomycota; Saccharomycetes; Saccharomycetales; Saccharomycetaceae. Gene Ontology annotation, molecular function: G protein-coupled receptor binding; G-protein beta/gamma-subunit complex binding; GTP binding. Gene Ontology annotation, cellular component: heterotrimeric G-protein complex. The coding region runs from base 1 to 1371 and encodes 456 amino acids.